GCAGCCAGGUGCCGCUGGCGCCAGUUGGACGCGAUCGGGGCGGAGGAAAAGUGGCGUUUCCGGGUGCCACUCCGCAAGACACCCCCGGGCAAGAGAGGCAAGAUGAGUGGCUCCGAGGAGGAGAGACAGUUGGAGCUAAUCAGCAGCCUGAAAGAGCAAGCUAUUGGUGAAUAUGAAGAUUUAAAAAAAGAAAACAAGAAAACAAAAGAAGAGUGUGACAAAUUCAAACAAGAGAGAGAUGAAGCGGUCAAACAGCUGGAAGAAUUGCAGAAAGUUUCUCACAUGGUUAUUGAGGAAGUCAGCUGUAUACAGAACCAUCUUGAGAUUGAAAAGACAUGUCGUGAAAGCGCAGAAGCUCUGGCUACUAAGCUAAACAAAGAGAACAAGACUCUGAAAAGAAUCAGCAUGUUGUAUAUGGCAAAACUGGGGCCAGACAUCAUGACUGAAGAAAUUAACAUUGAUGAUGAAGAAUCAUCUACAGACACAGAAGGUAGCCCUGGGGCCUGUGACUCAAUGCAGUGCCAACAGAUGAUAAAAGAUCUGCGAGAUCAAAUUAUCUCACUUCAAGAGGAGAAGAAGACUGUUGUCAUUGAGCUGGAAAACCUGAAGAGCAAAUUUGCAGAAGGAGUAGCAGAAGUAAACAAAGUAAAGGAAGAAAAUGCAGUUCUAGCAGCAGAAGUUCACAAACAUCAGAAAGUGUUGGAAAAAUGUAAUCGAAUGUCUGUACUAGCAGUAGAAGAAUAUGAAGAACUCCAAGUCAACUUUGAGCUGGAAAAAAACUUACGAAAGAGGGCAGAAUCCUUUGCACAAGAGAUGUUUAUUGAACAAAAUAAGUUGAAACGGCAAAGUCAGCUGCUGCAGCAAAAUUCCACCCCUGAUGAGCAGCUUUCAAAAGCUGUAGAUGAAAAUGCUAAGCUGACUCAAAUGCUGGAGGAAGAGAGAUUGCAACACCAGCAGAAGGUUAAAGAAUUAGAGGAACAAUUAUCUAAUGAAAUUUUGCAUAAAGAAAUCAAGUCCCUUAAACAACAGCUAGAACUUCUAGAAGAAGAAAAAAAAGAAUUAGAGGAGAAGUGUCAGAGUGCUGAAGAACAAAUUAAGAACUUAAAGCAUUCAGUUGAUGAGCUUGAAAAACGAAUAUAUCAGUCAGAAAAUCCAGUACCACCUCCACCUCCACCUCUACCACCUCCACUUCCACCUCCUCCAAAUCCAAUAAAGUCUCUGAUGUCAAUGAUUCGUAAGAAGUCUCAUCCAAACAGCAAUCUGGCCAAAAAAGAAAAGGCGUCUCAGCAACAAUCAGGAGAAGUAACAGAUCUGAAGAGACAAGCUGUGGAAGAAAUGAUGGAUAGAAUUAAAAAAGGAGUUCACCUUAGGCCUGUUAAUCAGACCAACCGUUUUAGGACAAAGCAAGAAGUGGCCAAACCCUGUGAAAAUGCAAUGAAAGAGCUAAAAGGAAUACUGGAGACUUUGAAUACAUCUGCAAGUUCAAGAAGUUUAAAAUCCCUUGACACAUACAGUGAUGAAACAGAAUUAGAACGAAUUUUGAGGCUCAGAAAAGUGACAACUGAUCAAGAUAGUAGCAAUCCAACUGGAACUUUGGCUACUUCUGAAUCCAAAUCUAUGCCAGUGUUGGGUUCCAUUGAACUGACUAAAAAAUAUUUAGCAGCAGACUUCAGUACCAAAUCUUCAGGGCUGGAUGAACAGGGUCAUAAAAUGGUCAAAAGCACAAGUUCUGCGAUUGCCACUCAGCCAUCCAGCAAUGCAGGGAUUAAAAACAAGGUUGUUGAUGCAGAAAAACAAGCUGAAUUCAUGGUACUAUUGAAUCCGAAGAAAACCAAAGAACAAAUGCCUAAAGUUAUGGAUCAAGGCAAGAUAACUGAAGAUAAAGGUCAACAGCUUCAUAAAGAUACCAGAACCGAGAAAACAAAAGAGAGCGACAGCUCUCUCUGCUAAUUGAUGUGCUAAAAGGAAUUGACUAUUUCUGGAACUCUGUUUCAAUGAUUGUGAGUUGUUGUUUAUGAAUAUGAGAAAGGGCUAUAUUUUGUACUCUUAAUGAGUUUAUACCGAAUCCAAAGUCUUACUUUAGACCUCUUUCUCCUGUUUUUUCUUCUGAAUGAAGAUGAUGAUGUUUAUGAUGUUCAGUUCCUAGAUUAUGCAAAAUGUUAAGAUUUAUUUGAAUAACAUUAUUUUAUAUUAGUACUUUGUUUAUAGCUUGACCCAAAGCCUGCUAAAUCUAAUUUAAAUGAGUAAAACAAGCCUUAAUUAGGAAAUCCAUUAUAUGCUCUUACAUGACUGACAACCACAGAUUAGUGUUUAGUGAACAGAAGACACAAUCUAUCAGUCAUUCUUUAAAAUCUUAUUAAAACUUGGGGGCUUCUACUACUAAGUAAAAAACUUGGUGUAGUCUGGCAUAGUUACCAAGUAGUAGAUUCUGCUAAAGUAAACAGUAUUAGAACUGCAUAAAAGUUAGAACAAAUUAUCUGUGACUGGCAAACUCUACCCUCUGCUUGGCUCACUUAUCCAGGAAAGAUAAUAUUCAGUGCAAUUCCUAUCCUAUUAUUACGGUUGGUUGCACAGUCAGCCAGAUGUUUAGACUGGAUUUGGCAUUUUUAUCCACCUAUUAAGUCCUUCCCAAGGGCC
Messenger RNA from Python bivittatus (Burmese python), 2637 nucleotides. RefSeq names its product shootin 1 (gene SHTN1). NCBI's taxonomy places the organism in Eukaryota, Metazoa, Chordata, Lepidosauria, Squamata, Pythonidae. The record is from RefSeq and is a predicted model, not a curated record. Gene Ontology annotation, cellular component: cytoplasm; cell leading edge; axonal growth cone. Gene Ontology annotation, biological process: neuron projection morphogenesis; positive regulation of neuron migration.